This is a messenger RNA of Pectinophora gossypiella (pink bollworm), 1765 nucleotides long. RefSeq lists its product as uncharacterized. The coding region runs from base 163 to 1443 and encodes 426 amino acids. NCBI's taxonomy places the organism in Eukaryota, Metazoa, Arthropoda, Insecta, Lepidoptera, Gelechiidae. The record is from RefSeq and is a predicted model, not a curated record. The transcript has a single exon. Gene Ontology annotation, molecular function: protein binding.
GUCACAUUGUUACAGAAAAAUAAACAAUCAUAACAGCUGUUUCGUGUGAAACGAUUUUCACUGCGUAAAACCAUCUAAAACAAAAUGUAUCACUUAAAAUUAAAUUGAAAUGUGUUGUUCUAUAUUUAAAUCCAAGCAGUAACCUGAAAUCUGCAAGCAGUCAUGACGCAGGACUACUUACUGUCCCUCCCAUACUCCUUGCCAACCGAAAUCCUGUUGUAUAUUUUAACUUAUUUACCAGCGAAACAUCUGGUUAGAUGUCGCCAAGUGUGUGUACGAUGGAGGAAUAUCAUCGACUGGUUAACUACAAGCGACUCGUUGUGGCGGGAACACUGCAAACGAGACUUCAGCGACGUGCAUAUGAUCGCCAGGCAUAAAGCCAGAGUGGGUAUGUUAUGGUUCAAUAUCUACCGUUCGUUAUCAUUGUGGCCCCAGCUGUCUUUGGCCAGAGACGUCCACGACGAAUUCGCCUCAGCAUCGUGCUUAAAUGACGAAAUACAAUCACUCGAAGUACUUAAAAACGGCAUUAUCGGCGUUCACAAAUUUGGAUCCAUAGUAUAUUACGACAUUGAGACGUUGGAGCCGGCCAAACGCGGGCCCAUCACCGGCGAAUAUGUCAGCUACUCGGAAAACGACAACGCUAUUAUCCUAAAGACUCACAAUUUGCACCUGUUUGUUAUCAGGAAGCUAAUCCACAAUCCACAUUUUGAAUCUAACGCAACAUUUCACGAGGUUAAAACAUACAUUCUUGUCGAUAAACUACUUUAUUAUGUAGACCUAAACAACGAUAUUUACCUUUGCAAACUCGACGAAGCUAACCUUGUAAACAAACUCGUAAAGGAAUCCGAGGAAUUCAUCAUGUGCCUUGGGUACACCGACCGUCUCAACGUUCUCACUUUCCGACGUAAUAUCUACUCUAUGAUUGACGGGAAUUUAGUCCUGGUAUGCGAUUUAGAUGAGUGCUAUAAUUUAUUGCACCAGUUUUAUAAAUACAACCUGCUCGAGACGGUAGAUUGGCGAAUUGUAUUCCAAUGGACGUGUAUAAUGCACCACAAGUUGCCUGAAGGGCCUCUGAGGGAAAUAAUGACAGUCCGAAUAUACGGAGACGUAGUACUCGUGGGUUGCAACUGGGGAGUGUUCCUGAUCUACUAUGCACCAUUUACGAACGGAGAAUUUGAUUUAUAUAAAACUGUCCCGGUGAGACAGUAUAACUUUAUGGAGCCAUCGGACUGCCCAGUGCUUAUUGUGUGUCCGAUUUUGAGAGCAGACAUACUUGAAGCUGAGGAUGGGCAUACCAUCAUACUUGCGAUGCCUAAGAAGGUUGCAUUGUUGGACUUUGUGCAUGACUUCAAGAGGACAGAAUCAGUGGCGGUGCUACCCUAUAAUGAUUUGCAACAAGUUAAGUUGCUUAGAACAGCAGAAGUUGACAAUAAUACUAGUUAAAUUCUUCCCUAUUACACAAUUAUUUUAAUUUCAAUAGUGUGUGAUUUAGAUAAUUUACAGAAAUUUAUCUUAAUUUAAUCAAACAAACAAAUUAAUGUUAUUUUUAUGAGUUGACAAAUAGAUGCUCUAAUUUAUUUAAAAAUUAAAUACGAAAUUAAUAUGUCAGAAUUAAUUUGUUUUCAAGCUAAAAUUAUCCAUUGGAAUCAUUAAGACUUGUAAAAUAAAUAUUUGUAUAUAACUCAAAAUUUUUAUAUUUUUUAUUGUAUAUAAAUGUUAUUACAGCAAAACUUGAUAACAUAUUUUUUUGUUAUGUAAAGUGUAU